AGAAUCAGAUUACGAGGUGAUUGGUGGAGAAUGACGGUGAUGAAGAGAUACGUGCUACGGUUGUUCAUGUCGUUGAAGCACAUAACAGCGAACGUGGUGGACAGGAACAAUGGUCGAAUCGUGGCGACAGCGUCGACGGUAGAGCACUCGCUGAAAGACACAAUGGAGUGCGGGAGAUCUUGCAACGCCAAGGCGGCGACGGUGGUGGGAGAAGUAUUAGCCAUGAGACUCAAGGUAGAAGGACUGGACCAGGGGCAAGGUCGUGGGAUCCAUGCUGACGCACGCAAGGAAAUCGAGAAGAAGGGUUUCAAGAACCAGACCAAGAUCUGGGCUAUCCUCAAUGCCCUCAAAAACAACGGCGUUAAGCUCAUCAUCGACGACAAUGACGAUCAUGAUCGCCCUUUCUAAUUCUUCAGCCUAUUCCCAAUACAAUUCUAAUUGUUUUCUUUGCGGUGGACUUG
Messenger RNA from Telopea speciosissima, 461 nucleotides. Its product is annotated as 50S ribosomal protein L18. Lineage: Eukaryota; Viridiplantae; Streptophyta; Magnoliopsida; Proteales; Proteaceae. Gene Ontology annotation, molecular function: 5S rRNA binding; structural constituent of ribosome. Gene Ontology annotation, cellular component: ribosome. The transcript has a single exon. The coding region runs from base 31 to 408 and encodes 125 amino acids. Gene Ontology annotation, biological process: translation. The record is from RefSeq and is a predicted model, not a curated record.